AUGGAUUCUGGCAGCAGCGCAUCCAACCCGACUUCCGCAGAGAAUACAUCUCCCUUGGAAACUCGCACAACUAUGGCGGCAAAUGGAAACAAGCCGGCUAGCGAUGUCACAGAGACGCUAGUUGACGCUGCCUCUACAUCGGAAAUUGAGUGGAAAGGAAAAGCUAGUUCAGUCACGACUACAAGUACAAAACAGCCUCCUCCUACGACGCUGAUGCGCAGUACCACUAGCUCGUCCGAAGAGGCAGUGCCCAGCCAGAACACCGAGCCAGAAGAAGGUGAAGUCCAACAAUGGCCGGUUUGUAACGGCCGGAACAGCGGCCCCACCAUGGCAGUGGCUUCGCGAAUGAUAUCCGCAAAGUCGUUUUGCGACCAGUUCAGGGAGGCCCCGCUGACUCUCGAAGCCCGUACUACACAUGCUUAUCUUAUUACACAUCAGCUGGUUGAUGUCAAGGCCGUUUAA
Fusarium poae is the source of this 462-nucleotide messenger RNA. RefSeq lists its product as uncharacterized. The coding region runs from base 1 to 462 and encodes 153 amino acids. The record is from RefSeq and is a predicted model, not a curated record. The transcript has 2 exons. NCBI's taxonomy places the organism in Eukaryota, Fungi, Ascomycota, Sordariomycetes, Hypocreales, Nectriaceae.